AUGAAGGAGAUCAAGGUCGUCAUUAUGGGUGGGGGAGGCGUGGGCAAGUCGGCGCUGACUGUGCAAUUUGUCCGAAACGUCUUUGUGUCGACGUACGACCCCACAAUCGAGGACACGUACCGCAAGCCUGUCAUCAUCGAUGGUCAGCAGUACCUCGUCGAGAUUCUCGACACCGCUGGAACGGAGCAGUUUAUGGCCCUCAAAGAGCUGUACAUGAAGAGCGGCCAGGGCUUCAUCCUCGUCUUCUCCCUCACCCAACUCGGCAGCGUGAACGAGCUGGGCCCGCUACGAGAACAGAUUGUGCGCGUAAAGAAUGCAAAGGUCCCGCUCGUUCUCGUAGGCAACAAGUCGGACUUGCGAGCAGAGAGGCAAGUGCCCCGCGAGAUUGGGACAAACAUGUCGCGGGCCUGGGGAAACGUGCCCUACUAUGAGACAUCGGCCCGCAAGCGCAUCAACGUCGACGAGGUCUUUGCCGACAUUGUGAGACAGUGCCGGGCAUUUGAGAUGCUCAAUGGCUCUUCCUCUGGCGGCAAACACAAGGAGGGGAGACGGGAUCGGAAAAAAUGUGUCAUCAUGUGA
Molecule: messenger RNA, 579 nt
Organism: Acaromyces ingoldii
Lineage: Eukaryota; Fungi; Basidiomycota; Exobasidiomycetes; Exobasidiales; Cryptobasidiaceae
Product: putative RSR1-GTP-binding protein
Exons: 3
Coding region: 1-579 (192 amino acids)
Biological process (GO): signal transduction
Cellular component (GO): plasma membrane
Molecular function (GO): GTP binding; GDP binding; GTPase activity
Source: RefSeq, a predicted model, not a curated record